UGCAAAGACGACGUCUUGUAAAUAUUAAACAAGAAAAGUGUUUUAAAAGUGAAAAUUAAUAACUAUUUCGUGUAAAAAACGAAAGAACAACAUAAUUCUCAAUGCCCGUUAAAUAAAAUACAUUGAUAUUAAGGUUUAUAAACUGCAAAACCUCGAAAUUACGGCGGCAAAGUUUUUCCCGUCUUUCAGUGGUAAAUUUUUUGGCUAGAAAGAAAAAUGUAAAGAAACGUCGAUGAUAAAAAGAAUGAAGCAAAAAAUUAAACCUCAAGUAAUUACACAAAAAAUGUGAAAUGCAACCAAAAGGAAGAAAAAAUUAAAUUUAUAUGUGAAAAUUUUUUAUUCCGCAUGGAAAAGAAUACGACAUGAAAUUCCCGUGAAGAAAAUACGUUGCGGUAUAAUAAUAAAAAAAAAACGAAGAAAAAACAGAAACGGAAUGAAUGGUGAAGUGGUCAACAGCAAAAAGGGGGAUAUGAAAAUAUGUAUGGAUGAGUGUGUUUGUGUGUGCGGUGGACUAUCGUCUCUUCGUUGUUCGUCUCCCUCGAGUUUGUCUAGUAGUGUAGUCUGCUGAGCUUAUGCAUUUGUAUGUAUGUGUGUAAGACAAAUCGGAAGAGAGGUGGCGCACUUGCGAGACGACGUGAGUGAUUGAAUUGAGUUUGGCCAACAAGAAGACAAGCAAAAUCAAGCAGUAGUAGUAACAACAGAAAACAGAAACACAAUAUCGCCCCAAUGAAUGCAAAUGUAUAUAAUCUUUUUAAUUUAUCAUCAGCAUCGUCGUCGUCAUUGCUUUUCAGUGUGCGCCAAACGACCAACCAACCAACCAAUGACCAAUAAUGUGUGUGUUUGUGCAGCAUUGUUGUUUUUCUGCUGCACAACACACAGUAAAGACAACAAAAUUGAGAGAGUUUGUUCAAUAAGUCAAAAAUAAAAGAACAAUCAAAGAAUUUGUUCAUGUAUUUGUUGUUAAAAAAGCUAAUGGCGGGAAUCCGAUAGAUGUUUUUACAGUAAAAGUGUCUGCUUGCAUAGCCCCAUGGAUCCCCCAUCCGCCAUUAGACCCAUUAAAAUACGUUUUGAUUAAUCAUCAGGUCUUCUUCAUUCUUUAGACUACAGCCGCCGCUGUAUGAGGAAGUAAUUUACAUUUGAUUGUUUACUGCAACCAAAGCAAACACAUUGCAAAAAAAAAAAUUUGCAUUGAUUUUUCCCAAAAACCUAAAAUCCACCUCACGGCGAAAAUCGCACAUUUCCAUUAAAAGAAACAAGAAAGAAUAAUAAAAAAAAGUGUUGUUUUCGUCGGAAGAGUGCUUAAUGUGUACGCGCGUGUAUAUGUGCAUGUUGCUGUUGUUAUUUACUUUUCAUCGGAACUAGAAGAUCCUAGUGCGGGGGGAUCAUUACCGCACUUCACUCCCUAUCCAUACAUACAUACUUAUAUUGCUUGUUAAUGAACUGAGUAUGAUGUUUUUGGUGUUGUUGCUGAGUGGAAAAAAAAGAUUUUUUUGAUGGGAGGGAAGAAAUAAAGGCAAACUAAAAAUAUUAUCAGAAAUAUUUCUUGUAGGUACCUAGAAUUCCAAAAAAAAAUUCUGUCCAUAGCUAAAUUCCUUUUUGGGGAUACAAAAAUUGAAUUUCUUCUACAUCCAUCUUUAAUGGGGCUGCUUCUUCUUCUUACUUAACUCAUAAUCAUCAUCGCCCUCGCCGUUUUGUAGUUAAUAUGAAUCGUAAGGCGAAAAAGCAAUGACGGCGAAAAAAGAAACAGAAGAAGAAGAGCAAAGAAACGUCAAAAGACUGUGGACAUUUGAGAUAUUUUUUAUGUGUUCUUGUUUGCUGUUCUCCCCCCGCAAAAAAAAAAUGUUUUUCAAUUUCCACCCUUUUGGGCUAAUAGUGUCAUUAAUUGUUUUCUAAUGAUUAGGUCUCGUCAUCUUAUAAUAAACGCCACACACGACAACAACAACAACAACAAAGAAAAGAAAAACAAAAAAAUUAAAGAAGAAAUUCAAGUGCGAAAAUACAUUGCGACGGACAACAGGGUGUUAUUGUGAAUGAACAAAUGUGAGUGAGUGACAGCAGUAGUGCAAACAUUCGUCGUGUGUGCGUACAAUUAAAAGUACAACACCAUACAAAAUAUAUACACAAAAUCAUUUGUGGGAAUGGACGACGACGAAUAUUAGUGCACAGAAGAAAGAAGGCGGAAAUUGCAAAGCAAAAAGAGCGAAAAAACGAAACGACACAUACAAGAAACAAUAGAAAAGAAAGUGCUGUUUAAAAAUACAACAAUUAAGAAACGUAGAAAUAUUGAAAAAAGGCUAAAAACGACGACGACAAAGUCAUCUUACAUCUCACCUAUAUAUCUCCUACACCAUACAUAACAAUAAUUUAGGAAAAACAUUUAUCCACCGCAGCUAUCCGAAAGGAAUUGUUGCAAUGCUUUCUUCUACAAAGAGGAAGAUUUGACUUCGUUAAACGAUUAACCACAUAAAUAUUAUUAGAAUCUAAAGCACACGCCUUUGCGCACAAUUGCAGCCAACAACCAGCCAUCAAUGAAUGAUACAACCACCUUACAGCAGCAACUCGCAUCAAUAUAAUCAUCAGGCAAUCAUUAACCAACUAACCUUACCAAGUAAGAGGUAUACCUUUUCAUAAUACCACCACACACACGCACUGCAAGAGAUCUAGAGACCUAGAGGAAUAUUUCUGGCCAUAGGUCUUCUGCAGCCUCGUAGUAUUUUCAGUUUUUUGACUUUAACAAGCCAUCAAGUUGGUUGCCGAUGCUGUGCGGCGGCUGCAUAGCUACUGCGUGUGGCGAUCCAACUCCCUCUCUUCUUCGCUAAAACAACCUAAUGCAGAUGAUAACUUCUGGGCAAUGUUGUGGCAAAAAUGAAGAAUUUAAUCGACAUACUAACUAGAAUACUAACAACCUUCGAGUUUUGUUCUUGCGUUGCCACAAAUUGAAAAGUAAGCAGCCGAAGAAGAAGAGGAGGAGAGUUGUGCAAACCAACGACAACGACCAAGUUGAUUAACCCAAAUAGAGCAAUUAAUUGGUCGGUAUUUUUGCCUUCUAGAGCAAAAAUAGUAUCUAGCAUCUAGAAAGAAAACAACGAAAAUAAUCCAAAAUACAUGUGUUUGCCGCUGCUGCUAAACUCCACGGAAAUACUAUGUCACAAAGAGGAAAACGCGGCAAUCAUUUGCAUCAUCCAAGACUUGACGUCGAACCGCAGCCUCCACCCACAAAGAGGCGUAAAGGCAGGCCUCCCAAUGGUGGGGGAGGCGGUGGGGGAGGAGGAGGCUGUGGCCUUGGCUUGUCGGGCAUUAGCGGCAGUAACGUUGGUGGCGUUGGCAGCGGUGGUGGACCUGGCCCCGGUCCUGGCCUUAACCCUUCCUACAAUCCUGCCUAUGCCGCUGGUGGCAGCACUAGUUGCACAAGUGCAUUAAUCUCAAGCAAUACUACUACAACCACUCCUACUCCUACUACAGCUAAUAACACAACACCCCAACAAGAUACCGACAAUCCAAUACAUGGCUCGACAUCAGCAGCCGGUGUCCCCAAUGAUGACAUAGCCAUGUGCUCCACAAGCUCCAAAGCAGUUGGCAUGCAAAGUGCUGUUGGUUGCUCAUCAUCAUCGGCAGCAGCUUGGCAGGCGAGAUCGGUAUCGGACAUCAAAAUGUCAAGUAUUUACAAUCGUAGUUCAACGGAGGCGCCGGCAGAGCUAUAUCGCAAGGAUCUCAUUAGCGCCAUGAAACUGCCGGACUCUGAACAACUGGCCAACUAUGAAUAUCUGGUGGUGAACGAUCAAUGGAAACAAGAAUGGGAACGUGGUGUACAAGUGCCGGUUAAUCCAGACUCUCUGCCUGAACCAUAUGUUGAAGUGUUGACUGAACCUAUAGUGCCACCUGCUCAUGACUUUAAACUUCCAAAAAAUCGCUUCCUGCGCAUAACCAAAGACGAUACCUACUCUCCAGAGUUACAUUGUCUUACAAAUGUGGUUGCUUUAGCUGAAAAUUCCUGCGCAUAUGACAUUGAUCAGGUGGAUGAAUCAUGGCUCAAAUUAUACAAUGCCGAUCGUGCACAAUACGGUGCUCCCUUUGCCAUAAGCGAGACUCAAUUCGAGCGUGUUAUUGAAGAGUUGGAGGUGCGUUGCUGGGAACAAAUUCAGGUUAUAUUGAAAAAUGAAGAGGGUCUGGGCAUUGAAUAUGACGAAAAUGUCAUAUGCGAUGUGUGUCGAUCUCCCGAUUCGGAGGAAGCUAAUGAAAUGGUUUUCUGUGAUAACUGCAAUAUCUGUGUACAUCAGGCGUGUUAUGGCAUCACUGCCAUCCCUUCGGGUCAAUGGCUUUGUCGAACGUGUUCGAUGGGCAUUAAACCGGACUGUGUGUUGUGUCCGAACAAAGGAGGUGCAAUGAAAUCAACCAAAUCUGGCAAGCAUUGGGCACAUGUUUCAUGCGCCCUUUGGAUUCCGGAAGUCAGUAUUGGAUGCGUUGACCGUAUGGAGCCUAUUACGAAAAUAUCUAGCAUUCCACCUAGUCGCUGGUCCUUGGUAUGUGUGUUGUGUCGCGGCAAAGUCGGUGCCUGCAUACAAUGCUCCGUGAAGACAUGCAAGACAGCAUAUCAUGUGACCUGUGCUUUCCAACAUGGCCUUGAGAUGCGAGCCAUCAUUGAGGAGGGAAACGCGGAAGACGGUGUCAAAUUGCGUUCAUACUGUCACAAGCAUAGUGUCAGUAAAGGCAAGAAGGAAGCCAACAAAAGUUCAAGCAGCGGCAAUUGCAAGAACAAACUGGGCACUAGCAAUGGCGGCUCUGGUACCGAAGACGAUGAUUGUCGACGGCGAAAGAGUCGUAAAUCCGAUAUGACUUCUGAGGAAAGGAAUCAGGUGCGAGCACGUCGUUUACAGGAGGUCGAAUCGGAAUUUGACAAACAUGUCAACAUCAAGGACAUCAGCUGUCAUCUUUUCGAUGUGGAUGAUGACGCCAUCGAAGCCAUCUACAAUUACUGGAAACUCAAGAGGAAAUCGCGUAAUAAUCGUGCUCUUAUACCUCCCAAGUCGGAAGAUGUCGAGAUGAUAGCACGCAAGCAGGAGCAACAAGAUCUCGAGAAUCACAAACUAGUUGUCCACCUGCGACAGGACUUGGAACGUGUUCGAAAUCUGUGCUACAUGGUCAGCAGGAGAGAAAAACUCUCACGUUCAUUAUUUAAACUGCGGGAACAAGUUUUCUACAAACAAAUAUCUGUGCUUAGCGACGAUAGUCAAAGGACCGAGGACCAACACGCAACAAGUGACGAACAGUUUAAGAACGCCGUCAUCUAUGCGAAUGAUGGACCAACGCUUUACGAUCGCUUUUAUUCGUCUUGUGACCGAAACAAAAACUCACAGUACCAAAGUCUAGAAUAUAUAUUGGAAAAACUACUGGGCACUACUAAGAAUGGACCAAAAAAUGCUAACAGGGCGCAUAAUAGCAGGGCUUCCACCUCGCCAACAAAACGGGCGAAUAAGUCAAAUUCAUCUGCACAACAGGCGGCGACUUCCACAAGUGCGGCAGCGUCAUCGAGCACAACGACAACGGCGUCGACAGGUAAGUCUCCGGCUAACAAGCGGGUCAAUAAUGGUGCGAUUGCAGCAAGUAAAUCCGUAGCAACAUCAGCGAAUGCCAUCACAGCCGGCGGAGAGAGUGUGGCAUUGGAGAAAACAUCACAACAGAACAAAAGUUCUGUGGCAAAUUCCGUUAGUGCAAAUAGGAGACGUGCUUCAAUAGGCGUUGAUAAAACUGCGAAACCUGCAGCUGCAGCUUCAACGGCGGGGAUGGUUUCAACGACGACGACAGCGACGCCAAAUACACGGCCGCGUACCAGUACCACAAAGACUCCGCCAAAACUAAACAAACAGGCAUCCAAAAGCUCGGAUGACAGCUCCAGUUCUUCGGGUAGUUCGUCAUCAGACGACGAGGAUUCAUCUUCUGACAAUGGCUCGUCUUCAGGCAGUGGCAGCAGUUCUGAGUCCGAAAGUGGCACUAGUUCAACGGAAUCCGCCUCGUCAUCGUCCGGCAGCGAAAAAUCUCCGAAAGCAGGGGGCAAAACUUCGCCGAAGAAGGUUGUCCAGACGAAACGAGAGAGUUACUCCCGUGCCAAGCAGCGAAGGAAAAGUUCUGCUGUAGAAACGACGAUGGAGGAAUCAGUAAACAAGCCAAAUGCCCACAUUGCAACUGCAACAAAACAAAGUCGUGUCAAAUCCUCGGAGACUACAACUGUCCUAUCAAGUUGUAGCGACAUCGAGAAUGAAACAGAAGUAAACAAAAAGUCUAAAUCGUCAGUACCUGUCAACAAACAACCGCAACAGCAAUCAAAGAAUAGCCAAUCCGGCCCAACGCCGCUCGGUGGUCAAGUCAACAAGUCCACAUCGCAAACGUCAGCGCGGACGUCAAAGGACGAUAUUUCAUCGUCAAGCGAUGAAAGCCUUGAGCUUAUACCCAGCAAAAAGAAUAGGAAGAUGACCAACACCUCGCUUGAUGCAGGGCAAAAGACAUUGUCUGCUACCACGACUAGUGGUAGUCGCAAAACAGUUGAUCAAAUUUAUUCCGAUUCCGAUGAUAGUUCACUCGAUUCCGACACUAAGGACAAGGAGGAGGAGCGAACUGCGGAAAGUAAUGUUAGUGACUCGCAGAAUCAACAAACCAUACGAACAAAGGCGGCCAUGAAAGAAUUCACGCUACAACAGCAAACGUGCAGCAAAGCCCAAAAAGACAGCUCUUCAUCUACAGUGGCGGCGCACUCGGGCACCAAACUGUCCAAGGGGACUGGGGCAACGUCCAAGGCAAAAGAGAGACCAUCUUCGGAAACCAAUAGAAAAGGUGCUAACACCUCUUCAGAUUUGGAGAAACAGCUUAAGUUCCCACCAGAUUUGUUGGUAGUUCCCCAACGCCAAGCCGCCAAAAAGGCUUCCGAAAAUAUGAGAUCGACCGGAGCAUCAGUUGCAAUAUCAUCAGCCAGCGCGGCAGUCACAAGCGCUUCGCAAAAGGAUGGUGGCGAUGGUAAAUCGCGCGAUAAUAGUGCCAAACAAAAGGAAAACUCCAGAGCCGAUGACAAAUCUGAACGAUCACGCGGUGGUGCUAGGAGUUCUGAAUCACAAAAUGAAAAACCUAGUGCCAAUAAACGUGGUAGACCUCCAAAGAAUGUUAAAGAAACCUCGGAAGCCACCACUAGUCAAUCUUCUACAGCUGUUGCAGCCGCUCUAAGCCAAUCUUCCUCGAACUGCUCGAGUAGAAACAAAUCUGAGGUGAUCGCGUCGAUAGCCACUGAGGCCGAGUCAAAGAAAUUAUCAUCAUCAAUUUCCUCAUCAUCGUCCUCAUCAACAACAGUCGAACAGCAUCAAAGCAGCACCAAAGUAUCUCCUAUUGAAAAAUUAUCGCAACAAUCUUCCUCCUCAUCAUCCGCAAACACUGCUGGCGAUCUCUCGUCCACACAAAAGGCUGGUCCAAAUUCUUCGUCAUCCAUCAAUGAUGCGAUUAAGCCAAAUAUUCUAGUUGCCUACGUUCCACAACGACAGGCGGCCAAGAAGGCUGCAGAGCAACUCAAGAAUAGCAAUAAGCCUUUGAUGGCAACAGCAGAGAUGACCGCGGCAGACGAAAAGGAUCGCAUCACUAGCAAUGAAAAGGAGACCAAAAUCAAGACUCCUGAAGGUCGUAGUACCAGGUCAUUACCAACGCGUCGAAUGUCCGUUCGUGAUACCUCACAUUCCUCUUCCAAAGAUAGGGAUAAGCAAGACACCGCAAUAGUUACAAUGACUGAGGCAUUGGCGCUAGCAGCAGCAUCAUCAGCAGCAUCAUCAGCAGCUAAAGAUCUAUCUCCACUGCUGGCGGCAGAAACCACUGUUGUAUCUUCUGUGGCAGCUACACUCCAACCACCACCAACAGCGAUAGACCACUCUGUCGAAUUAGUUCCUCCAGUCUCAGGUGCCAGUUCUGCUGCGGCGCCGGUUCCCGUUUCGGAUUCCGCUUCAAUUCCAGUCGAAGAUUCGACCCCACCUUUAGCUGUUGGUGUAGGGACUAAAACGCCCACAAGCUCCAAUCGUCGACGAUCCAAGGAUGAAGUGGUGGCUUCUGCUGCGACGCAAUGCCCCACAGCUGCAAUGCCAAAACGAGCACCGCCAAUGGAUAAGAAGAGAAAAGUAUCAGUCACCUCCAGUUCGGCAAGUGAUUCCAGUUCCUCGUCUUCAUCUUCCGAUGGAAGUGAAGACAGUUCCAGCAAUAGCGAUAGCAGUUAUUCCACCUCUUCUUCGGAUGAUGAGGCUAGCGAGUCCGAAGAGAAGGAAGAAGCGAAACGACAAAUUCCUGCUGUGACCAAAAGAAAUCUCCGAAAAUCAGAUGACAGUCGCCUCUCGGCUCCUGUACCGCCACCACCGCCGACUCCGUCUCUCGCCAAAUCCCCCAAAGUAUCUCCUCAGAAACAGCUAAGGCGUAAUACCAGCAGCACAAGUACAAGCAGCCUGGCCAAUAGCGACGAGCAACCAGACAAUAAUAGGUCUUCAAUUCAAACGCGCAGAAAGUCAGCCUUGCUAGAGGAGCGCACGCUCAAAUCACAAGAAGCGAAGAAGCUCUCCUCCUCCGAACUCCGGGAAUCGGAGACAUCGCCGCAGUUGAAAGCAAACGAAUUGUCUUUGACAAAGUCGACCAUUUCUAGUCCUUGCCCGGCUGUUGAUAGUAAGUCCCUGAGUCCAGUUGAGCAUGCUCUAGCUGCCAGCACAAAAUUACCGGAAACCAAUCUCGAUGGUGGGCACAAAAUGCAAUUGGACCAAGUCCUGGAUAAAAUCACUACGUCGCCUGCGAUCGAGCCUGCAACUGCGUUAAUGUCUAAGCAAAAUGAAAAGGACAAUGAUGAUGUCGAAAUCAUCGAAGAGGGCAAGACAGGAAAUGAAAGCCAACGUCUGAAUAGACUGGACGAUAAACUAGACGAGCACAAAACACAAGGACAAGCACAAGCAAAUACGCAGACAAAAGACAUAUCCUCCGAGAAAGUGGCCAUGGAGUGUACAGACGAAUGCUCUGAUGUGCCUAUGGACAUUGAUGAGGAACUGACGACAGCUCCCACAAAUACUGCAAUGCCAGAAGGUGAACGUUCCCCGGCUAAGAUUGAUGAGCUUUUGGUCGAUCUAGAUGAUCAUCCACCGGCUGCGCCGAUGCCUGCCUCCCCCGUACCCUCGUCGUCAUCAUCAACUGAUGGCGAUAAUGACGAUGAUCUUUCGAAUGCCAGUGAUGAGGGCAACAAGACGCGCCCUCGCAAAACGCGCAAUAGGCGCCGUCGUACAAGGCCAGGCAGCCCACCCAUGUCGGCAGAAGAGGAGCAUACACAUCAUACGCAACACUUGCUAAAUGAAAUGGAAUUGGUGAAAGCUCUCGAGGAGGAACGCAAAUUGGCGGCCGCCAAUGCUGGAGCGGGCAAGUAUUCAGCUUCAUCUUCCUCCUCCGCUGUGGCUGUGGUAGGACCAGAGCCGCCCGAAAUAAUCGACCUGGAUUCCAACUCAAAUUCAGAAGGUAUCAAAACGCCGCAGAAAGAAUCCACAUCCUCCGCACUGGCUUUGCCCGAUGGACCUUGUUCAGCGGAAACUUCACCCUUGGAGAGUGUAGCGAAGUCGACUUUGGUGCCAGAACUUAAUCAAAAUGCAGCUACUUUGCAAAAGGAAUCUCUAUCACCGGCAGCUAUGGCAGUUUCAUUAAUUAAUAACACCAACGUUGGCGUGAGCUCUCUCAAUACUCAAACUUCUUCGACUCUGGAGAGUGGACAUCAUCCCAUUGUGGACACAAUACUCGAUUUGGAAGACAACGCCAACAAGAAACAACGGGAGAAACUUGGUUUUCCCAACGAUUUGCUAUUGCGCAACUCGCCAUUCAGUAGUCACGAAGUAGUGGGUCAUUUGGCCCAGCAAGCUGAAACCCUCAGCAGUCUACUAGGCACCGAAAACCAGAUGGGCAAAGAUGUUACGCAGGAGGACAGCAGCCAAGCAACCAUGAGCCUCUUGGAGAAAUUACGCAAAACCAAACGGACACGCAGUGAUGAACCCAAAGAACCCGAUCUCAUGUUGCCACCGCCUACACCUGCCAUUCCCUCGGUGUUUCCUUUCCACAAUGCGGCCGAUCCUGAAGAUAUAAUCCAUGUACAAAAGGAGAAUGCCUUGUCGGCGCUGGAAUCGAAUAGUGCAGGUCAUUAUGGCUCGGAAAGCGCAGCUCCCACACAGCAAACACAAGGCGGCACUAUGGCUGCAGGAAAUAAUUUGGUGGUAGGAUCAUCGCCCAACAAUGGCGGAGUGGCUUCUUCCGUCAUGGCAGCGGCUACAGGCAACAAAGAUACUGGUUUGAGUAUUUUUGGAAACCUAAGACAUGAUGCAGACACCGAUGUAAAUAGAACUCCAAACCGAUUGUCCCAAUUGCCGAGCGAGGCGCUGAAUUACCUGGAGAAUAGUGGUUUGCAACGAACUCCAACGCAGCAACAGCAACAAAGCGCACAAUUGCCCAUAUCACCUAUGCAGCAGCACACACCAACCCAUCUGCAUCCACAACAGGGAACAACGCCUACCUCCAGCUACAGCCAACAGGCGCAUACGCCCACCCAACAAACCUCACCCAAUGUUGCCGAGUUGACAUCUCUCAUUCAGAAGGAAUUGGCAAGCCAAGCGGUCUCCACAACGCUCAGUAAGACGCUGGGUAUCGAGAGUUUUGGCCAGAAGCCGCAACAACAACAACACAGUAACAGUAGAAUGUCUUCCAGUGCUCCCCUUUCGGCGGGAACAACGCCCGACUUUGUUGAUCUACAUGCAGCUGCAACGGCUUCCAAGGAAACUUUGGACUUUACACGGUCCGCUUCGGUGGGAAGCAACAAAUUGGUGGUCGACUGUGAUUUCGAUGAGAACACACGCAUGCAAUCGCCCUAUGCGAUGCAAGGCAAUCGCAUUUGGAAUGAGAACGAUUUGAUAGCAGCGAGAAGGUCAACCUCGCCAAGUUCGGUAUCGGAGUCAAAUGAUCAGACACCGUCGCUGGAUCUGCAAGCGACCACGCCUACACAUCAGCAGCAACAACAGCAAACGCCAGUGCAGCAUCAAAUGUCCCAAGUGCAGCAAAGUCCGCAUAUGCAACAACAGCAACAGUCGCAGCAAGGUCAACAGCAACACACCAUGGCCCAGAAUGUAAUGAACAACAACAAUGCCAUAAAUAGCCUUCAGAAUGUCACCACAUCACCAAACUGCAAGAAUAGCUUCUUCAAUUCGAUAAAUAGCUUUGCCAUGGCCACCAGUUUCCAGCAACACUCGUUGCAAUCGCAAUCUCAACAGCAGCAACAGCAACAGUCUCCAUUAGUUAACGGCAUCGAUUCGAUGAUGUAUAGCCAACAGGGUUACAAUUCAACGCCCACUACACCCACUAGUCAAACUACGCCACAGCACCAGCAGCAACAGCAAACGCCAACAGGUUUGCAGCAGCAGCAACAACAACAGCAACAGCCUGCGGCUACUCAACAGUACAACGGUGCGGUGGGAUUAUUUCAUGAUGCAGCGGCAACUAUGGCUACCAUGGAUCAAAUGCCAUUUGGACCGAGUGGCCCCAGUAGCGGUGGCAAUGCAACUGGCGUGAUGUAUCCCGCAGGAUCGGGUAUGGGUACUAAUGUUAAUGCAGGCCCUAACUCCAGUACCCAACAACCACGGCCGGCCGAUAUGUUCAAUGCAACAAAUGCUGCGGCUUCCCUUGGCGUUAGCGGCAACAACAACUCUGCCGGUCAAUAUGGCGGAGCGGCAUUUACGUCUUCCACACACAACAUAGCUUUAACGGCGGCAAUUGUAGGAGUUUCCAGUGGUCCCGGCAGUCUUAUUGUCGAUCACAAUUCCCCCAGACAACAUCAUCCCAUGCAGAAUGCACAACAACAAACGCAGCAGCAGCAAGCGGCGUCUCAGUUCAAUUUGACAUCGCCAAAUAACGCAAACGCUGGGCCAGCGGCAGCGGCGGCUUUCAAUAAUUUGCACAUGAAUAGUUGUGGCGAUGCGAUUAUGCCGCCCAGUCAGCAACAACAACAGCAACAGCAACAACAGUCGCAUACCACACCCACCAAAGAGUCGCCCUCAAAGGGUAGCCGUUCAUCGGCCCGGUAUAACCAGCAAGCGCAGCAACAACAGUUAAGAAAUUCGCAUAAAUCACCUCAGGUGGCGCAACACAAGUCACCGGGCAAGUCACCCAGGCAAAUGGAAUUGCUGAGCAAACAAUUGCAGCAACAACAGCAGCAGCAGCAUGCCUCGCUCAAUGAAUACUCCUCGAAUAUGGGUACGACAAAGUCCAGCAAAUAUGACCCCUUGACGCACACAUUGGCAGGCAAACCACGACAGAGGGCACCGCGUGGCACCGGCGCCGGUUCUCGAGGUAGAGGCCGUGGACGAGGUCGCGGCAGGGGCAGUAGUGUGGCUAAUUCCAUCAUAACUUUACCGCUCACCAUGGACUAUGUGAGUGCCGAUAAUCUGGUGGGUACGCCCUUCGAGUUCAGCUACGAAGAGGAGAUGGCUACACCCGGCAUGGAAAACUUACAGUCCUUAAGAGAUCGAAGGCGAUCCUUCGAUUGUCGCAAUGCCCACAAUACUGAUCCCCAAAAAUAUCGUAGUCCAGGGUACAGUGCAGCGGCAUGUAAGGUGAGGGGCGGCAACAAUGCUCUGCCUACGUCUGGUACUACAUCAAGCUCCACAGCUAGUGCGGCGGCAGCCUCAGUGGCCGAGUCCUUAGUGAAUUGCAACAACUCCCUCAAGAAUGCCAGCUCUAAUCUUCACUCCAUAGUGCCGCCCAUGCUACCAGGGCCAGUCGAUAUGCGUACAUACAAUAUCGGAUUUGAACCUCAACAUUCCAGUGCAUCUCAGGAAGCCUACAACAAUAAUUUACUAGGGGCUUUCGAUUCUGGUACGGCCGAUCAAACCUUAUCCGAGUUCGAUGAGGAUGUUGAGAGAGAAUUCCAAUCGUCACUAAGGGCGACGAGUACUACCAGUUCUUUGGCCACCUCCAAACAACUGCCCAAUGUAGGAGUUACCAACAGUUCAACUGCAAGCAACAGUGCGUCCACAAUGUCUGGCGCAUCCACCAUUGAAACGGCAGCGGUAGCAUCGAGCGCCAGUCUUAUUACCAACACGUACAGCCGUGAGGCUGUACAUACGUCUGGAACUUCAGCUGCCGGACUCGAGUUGAGUAGUGGCAGUCUUAAUACAACCACUUCCAAUCUAACCUCCACCACAACAACCACAAUUUGUUCAGCGGAGCUGGUGACGGAUUUGCAAACUUCAAUGGAAACAACUUCUGAAGAUGUAUCCAUUGACUCUGACACCACGUUAGCAACCAAGGCUUCUCUUUCCGAUGCCCGCAAUCAGUUGAAACUCAAGAUCAAGGGCCCCCUGGCCUACCCUGAUAUGUACAAUAGUUCGAGCACUCUAACUCACUCUCACUCCACAGUGGUCCAGUCGAAUAUGGGCAAUGUGCAAUCCAUGGUAUCGGCCAGCACGGUCAUAAACGCUUCAGUAAGUGGUAGUGGCACAAACUCACGGCGCAUGCGCAAAAAGGAGCUGCUCAGCCUGUAUGUGGUACAAAAGGACAAUCAUGGCGAUGAUUCCUCCUGUGGCCUGCCACCCACAGAUUCCAGUCUCAUGUCCAAUUCUCUGGAGGUGACACGUAAAACUGACAGUGUUUGCAGUGAAGUUGAUGAAUAUGUGGCUGAAGUGGCAUCCGGAACAAGUUCCAGCAAGAGAUUCAAGAAAAAUUCCAGCCGUGAGUUGAGAUCCUUGGACUCGAUUGCUGGAGAUAGUGAAAUAAGUGCUAUGGUACUGAGUUCCGGUACAGAUGGACGCAGACGCAGUGCAUGUUCUUCGGGCAGCACCGAAAACAGUGGCAAAGCUGGCGCUGCUGGUAGUGCCGGAAAACGACGUGGCCGUAGCAAAACCAUGGAGGGUGCUGAGGAUGAGCCGGCGCCCAAAUUGAAAAUCAAAAUACGCGGCUUCACCGAUGGCAAUGUUAGCGCCACCACCACGGUGGGCAGUUGCGAGACCGCGUUUAACAGCUACGAGGUAUCCCGCCGAACUGUUGCAUGCCCCCCUAAGAAACGCUUGACUUCGAAUUAUACACCAACACUGGAAGCUCUAAUGAGGGAUUCCAUGAACUAUCGCGACCAAGUAAUGCAAGAUUUUGGGGGUGACGACGACGAGAGAACCAGACGCUCGACAACGGUCAGCAAUGUGGGUGCUAUGAAAUCAUUUGCCGAUGUCAGUCCCCUGCCGCCAACCAAAAAGGCCAAAUCUUCCAAACCAAAGAAAGACAAAAAGGAGAAGAAACGGCACAAGAAUCGUGAAGUAGACGAUAGUGCAAGUCUCAUGUUUGGCGGCAUAAACAGCAACAGCAUGACGACCACCCUGAUCGAGCAACCCAUAAGUGCUUCGCCGGGAGAUCCGCCUAAGCUGAUAUUGCGCAUCAAUAAACGUAAGGCCGAGUCUACGGCAACAGACACAAGCCUUUCAUCGCCGGCUACGGCUGUUACGGCCCCAGUAACAGAUGAACCUCCAGCAGCGCCCAUACGACUGAAAUUCGCUCGUGUAUCCGAUGGCGGUGGUUAUGUCAUAGGCGAUAAGAAACGUAAAAAAGGAAAGAAACAUUUGUCACCCGCCCACACCGAUGAGCUAAAUACGAACACCAAUUCGAAUGCCAGUUCGGGGGUGCCGCCUCCCUCCACGCUUGUGGUGCCGCAUGCCAACAUUAGCACAGAUUUUGCCAAAUUUGCCGAGGAUGCAAAUGCCAGUGCCAGCAUGAAUUCUCCACAUGUGGCAACAUACAGUCACUACAGCAACGAUCCCGCCUCCCUUAUAGCCAGAGCCGAAUCAGAUGCAGCCAAGGAUUCAAGCACUCCCUCGCCUUGUCUGGUCAUUGACUCUUCGAAUACGGCAAGUUCGUUGCAUGAGCCGCCAGCGGCGCCUUGCAAUGCCGAAGCGAUGCGCUCACCCAUGGUGACGCCAACACUUAUGUUGCACCAUGGCAGUCUGAUGACAGGAGCACCUUCGGCACACUGCAACGAGAACAGCAAUAGUCAAUCGUCGGCCCUCAGCAGUCAUACUCACCUGAGUAAUUCCAAUUCCAAUUCAAUGAUGAGUGCCGCUGCCCAUCAAAACGCAAAUAGCAAUAGCAACAAUCACCACAACAAUAACAAUAACAGCAACAGCAACAACACCAACAGUAGUAGCGGCGGUGGUGGUGGCGGUGGUCUACUGUCCUUACCCAAGGAUUGUGAGGUUAGAUGAUGAUUGCGUUAAAACACAAGGUCACCAACACCCGCAUCCGCACCCGCAGCAGCAGCAGCAGCAGCCACAUCCUCAGCGACAGCAUUCAUCGAGCGCCACCACCCCCUACACCCUAUGGUAAAUGCCCUUUAAUGUCCUUGCUUAGAGCUACCUAAGUUGAACAAAUUCGCAUCUCUGAUGAAUUCACUUUCCAAAUUGUUGAUAUUUUAAGUCAUAGGUUAUAGGUCCAUAAUGCCUAAAGGAACAUUUUUUUUU
Molecule: messenger RNA, 15521 nt
Organism: Stomoxys calcitrans (stable fly)
Lineage: Eukaryota; Metazoa; Arthropoda; Insecta; Diptera; Muscidae
Gene: rno
Product: PHD finger protein rhinoceros
Exons: 8
Coding region: 3144-15266 (4040 amino acids)
Biological process (GO): regulation of transcription by RNA polymerase II
Source: RefSeq, a predicted model, not a curated record